AUGUCGACAUUUGGAUCAUCAGGAACUGCUCCGGCUUCCUCAAUCGCUCCGAACGACUGCAACGUCGCGCAGGCUGGAGACGAUGGUGUUUCCUCUUUGAUUUGGAGUCCUACACAAAAUAUCCUGGCGUCGACAAACUGGGACUCUGGUAUUCGAGUCUGGGAGGUGGCCGAGCAGAAUGGUCAGGUCCAGGCAAACCCCAAAGCCAAAGCCAACCAUGAGAACCAAGCUCCUGCUCUAGCAUCUUGUUUCACGCCCGAUGGCAGCAAAAUAAUUUCUGGAGGUUGCGACAAGGCAGUGCGUAUGUGGCAACUGGGUCAAAACUUGCCAGCCAACGGUUCGCCACAGCAAAUUGGAGUUCAUGACGCUCCUGUCAGUUGUUUGGGUUAUCUGCCGUCAACCAACAUUGUGGUGAGCGGCGGCUGGGAUCGGAAAUUGAAGUUCUGGGAUAUGCGCUCUCCAAAUCCUGUAGGAGCAUUGGACAUGCCAGAACGAGUCUAUGAUCUUGAUGUGCGAGGAAAUCUCAUGGUGGUUGCCACAGCUGGUCGACAAAUUGUGUCCUAUGAUGUGUCCGGGGAACCACGUGAAUACUCGCGGAAAGAAUCUCCUCUCAAGUAUCAAUCGCGAUGCAUUUCAUGCUUCACUGACACCACUGGAUUUGCUGUGGGCAGCAUUGAGGGCCGUGUGGGCAUUCAUUAUCUCCAGAAAGUGGCGGGAAAGGACAGCUUUGCCUUCAAAUGCCAUCGUCAGGAAAGCCAAGUGUACAGCGUCAAUGCAAUCUGCUUUCACAGCCACUUUGGAACAUUUGCUACUGUGGGAUCUGAUGGUGUCGUGAACUUUUGGGAUAAGGACAACAAACAGAGAUUGAAGGGUUUCAACGCAAUCCAGCGUCCAAUUCCUUGUGCCAACUUCAAUGCUCAAGGAAACUUGUUUGCCUAUGCCAGUAGCUACGAUUGGAGUAAAGGGAGCCAGUCCCAUGUGCCGGGCAGCCCAAAUGAAAUCUUCGUUCAUUACACUGCAGAAGAAGAGAUCAAACCGAAGGGAAAGAAAUCAGGUGGUACUCGCCGCUAG
Molecule: messenger RNA, 1071 nt
Organism: Seminavis robusta
Lineage: Eukaryota; Bacillariophyta; Bacillariophyceae; Naviculales; Naviculaceae
Source: the annotation of a GenBank genome assembly